Brassica oleracea var. oleracea is the source of this 970-nucleotide messenger RNA. Its product is annotated as PLASMODESMATA CALLOSE-BINDING PROTEIN 2. The transcript has 4 exons. The record is from RefSeq and is a predicted model, not a curated record. The coding region runs from base 152 to 796 and encodes 214 amino acids. NCBI's taxonomy places the organism in Eukaryota, Viridiplantae, Streptophyta, Magnoliopsida, Brassicales, Brassicaceae.
GCUCUCAAUCUCAGAACAGUACACACACUCUCUCUCUCUUCUUCUUCUAUAACAAUAAUAGAAGAGAAAUAACCAUCUUACUCUAUCUAUAAUCUAUCCCUCUCUAUUUCCACAAAUCAAGUGGGUACAUUUGUGUAUUUGCAUUCCUUUCAUGGCUGUUCUGUUUCUCUAUCUUCUCAGCCUCCUCAUGGCUGGCUAUUGUAGUGCCACAUGGUGUGUGUGCAAAACAGGGCUGAGUGACUCAGUGCUACAAAGGACACUAGACUACGCAUGUGGAAAUGGAGCUGACUGUAACCCAACUCACCCAAAAGGGUCUUGCUUCAACCCUGACAAUGUUAGAGCUCAUUGUAGCUAUGCUGUCAAUAGCUUCUUUCAGAAGAAAAGUCAAGCUUCUGAGUCUUGUAAUUUCACUGGUACCGCCACUCCUACAACCACUGAUCCCAGCUAUUCAGGAUGUCCAUUCCCUUCUAGUGUUAGUGGCACUGGAGGUGGUGGCAGCACCACUGGAGGUGGUGGCAGCACCACUGGAAGUGGUGGCAGCACCACUGGCGGUGGUAGCAGCAGCACCAAGACGCCAGGCAAAAGCAGUCCAAAAGGAAACAGCCCUAUCACAACAUUUCCCGGUGGAAACAGUCCAUUCACUGGCACACCAACCACCGGACUGCUAGGAGGCAAUAUCACUGAUGCUACCGGAACCGGGUUAAACCCGGAUUACUCAAACGAAAGCACCGGUUUCGUGUUCCGUAAUUCCAACACCUUGUUCCUCUGCUUGUGUUCUGUCUUGAUAAUGAUCUGAAGAUGAUGAAUGGUCUUUCUCUCUAGUUUACUAUCAAAAUAUGUUAUGUUCUUGCUUUAUUUUGGACUUCUGUUCAUGCUUAUCAAUUUUAAGGAAAACAAUUAACAAUGUAAAACUGAAUCGUCUCGGGACGAAUUUGGUUUCUAUUUAAUAUCUUUAAAUCUUAAGCAACAA